Molecule: messenger RNA, 2300 nt
Organism: Eremomyces bilateralis CBS 781.70
Lineage: Eukaryota; Fungi; Ascomycota; Dothideomycetes; Eremomycetales; Eremomycetaceae
Product: DNA polymerase alpha/primase associated subunit
Exons: 2
Coding region: 113-1954 (613 amino acids)
Biological process (GO): DNA replication; DNA replication initiation
Cellular component (GO): alpha DNA polymerase:primase complex
Molecular function (GO): DNA binding
Source: RefSeq, a predicted model, not a curated record
UUGUCUGAGAGAAUCCCGUAGCGACGUCUAAACACCGAAACGAUCGAAACGACCAACAGAGCAGGUCCUCCACACCAGUUCCUCUAGUUUGGAUAUCCGAAUAUCUACAAUCAUGGACGACCAUAAGCAAGCUCUCAAUGAGCUGUUUGCUUCCCCCGAUACCGAGUUGUCCCCCGAGUUAUACGGUGAAUUGCAGUCGAUCGUGCGCCUCUACUCCAUCUCCCCGCAGGAGCUCUUUUACAAAUGGGAGUCCUACUGCAUCAAGAUGGGCUCGGAAGAGACGAAGUUGAGCCUGAAAUCCGCUCGGGAUUUGAAGAAAGACAUCCAGGAUGCGUUGGAGAGGGAGAGUCGCGGCAAGGCGCAUCCGAAAAUGAAUGAGAGACGGACAAUCGGGGCAACGCCCAAAGCAGGGAGGCCGGCGGAUGAUGUUUUUGGAAUGAUCGACGGUUUGAAUUUCAACACUCCUCGUCCCGGACCGGUAUCCGCCGCGAAGAGAAAGUCCAACUUCGAUACCCCCACUCCCAAAUCGACCAAGAGUACUCGAAACUCUUCCCCCGGCGCUGGGGGACACGUGCAAUUCCAUGAUCGUCCCAACGCCGGCGUGGUCGUCGAGACCUUAAACCAGACGAUCGACGUCCCCAGCGUCCCAGAGCAACCACCGGCAACCGCCCGAAUAAAGCUGAAGGCCAACACGGAGAUGAGCAAGUUCGGGUACAAAACCAUGGCGAUGAAACUGACGGAGGCGUCGGAGAUCCUGGACGAUCGAAUCGAUGAGUUCAUGAGCAUCGUGCAGAUGCAUCAUCAGCUGGACGACAGCGCGUUUGGAAGCCCCGUAACGCAGAGCACCAGUGAGGUUGUUGCGGUGGGCCGGAUUGCGUCCGAUGCGGGGGAAGGGCGGCUGGUGCCUGCGUCGCUAGUUCUGGAAACCUCCCGUCGGACCGGCGCAGGGCUCCGAGUGCCGUUACGAGUAGAUUCAUUGCCUGGAUAUCAUUUCUUCCCUGGAAAGAUUGUGGCUCUCAAGGGGACUAAUGCGUCUGGAGACUUCUUCCAAGUGUCCGAGGUCCUGGAUACUCCCCUUCUCCCCCCUCCCGCAUCGCUCCCCGAAGAACUAGAUGUUCAUAACCAGCGACUCGCGGGUUCUGAGGGCAGGGACGGCGGACAUAGUACACGGCCCCUGACCAUCCUGGUCGCCUCGGGACCAUAUACGACGCAAGAUCGGCUUGAUUUCUCCGCAUUUGACGCGCUCAUGGAUGUCGCUCGCGAAACCAUGGCCGACUCGAUCAUCUUGGCGGGACCGUUCAUCGACACCGAUCACCCCUUGAUACGGAGUGGCGAUUUCGAUCUUCCCUCUGAGAUCCCAGUGUCGCCGGACCAAGCCACUCUUACCGACCUAUUCCGACAUUAUAUCUCGCGGCCGCUAUGGGAGUUGACCAAAGCCAAUCCAUCGGUUAGCAUUCUCCUCUGCCCGUCAGUGCGCGACGCCAUCUCCAAACACGUGGCGUGGCCGCAAGACCGCCUCCCAAAGAAAGAAUUCGGCCUGCCGAAGCAAGCAUCGGUUGUCACGAACCCGGUCACGCUGAGUAUGAACGAGGCGGUCAUCGGGAUCAGUACGCAGGAUGUGCUUGACGCGCUUCGCAUGUCGGAGUGCGUGGGAGGGAAAGCGAAGCAGGAGAAUAUAUUCGCGAGGCUGUCUAGGCAGAUCAUUGAACAACGGCAUUUCUUCCCGAUCGUGCCGCCACCAGGUGCCUACGACUCGGGCUCUGGAGGAGUGUCUGGCGAUGGGAUGGAGGACGUGCAGUUCCAAGAUGUCAGCGCAAUGCUUGAUGUGCCAUACCUAAAGUUGGGCGAGUGGUUGAAUGUCCGGCCCGAUAUUCUAGUCACACCAUCGGUUCUGACUCCGUUUUCAAAGGUACGCAUGGGCAAAGUCAAAUCAAUCUACGAGGUCCCUAGCUAACUGGUUCGUAGGUCAUUGAAUCCGUGCUCGUGGUCAACCCGGGAAAUUUGUCCAAGCAAAAGGGGCCGGGGACGUAUGCGCGGAUGACCGUGGUACCUGCAGCGGUCACGGACAGGGAUCGCGAAGAGGGUGAGGUUAUGGGUCACAGGCUAUAUGAGCGAGCUCGCGUGGAUAUCGUUCGGAUCUGAUGGUGCUGAAACACUGUAUUUAGCACCCUCGAUGCUGGCGAUUCGACUCGUUUCCUAGAAGAUUGGUCCAAUCCCGCAGUUCCGUUUCUGACGAAGGCACACGUGAUGAAUGAAACGGCGUUAAUAGCGAAGACGAUUUUGCAAUCUCUGAAUUCCAC